This is a messenger RNA of Melopsittacus undulatus (budgerigar), 5915 nucleotides long. RefSeq lists its product as uncharacterized. Gene Ontology annotation, cellular component: cytoplasm. Lineage: Eukaryota; Metazoa; Chordata; Aves; Psittaciformes; Psittaculidae. The transcript is spliced from 2 exons. The coding region runs from base 1 to 1821 and encodes 606 amino acids. The record is from RefSeq and is a predicted model, not a curated record.
AUGAAGGAGGUGACGGUGGGCGAAGAGGAUGAGGAAGUGUUGCGGGAUUAUUUGGCGUACUACAUGGCUCGAGGGGCGGAGGGGGAGCUGGUGGUGUGCGAUGAAGCCUCCCUGAAGGCGAGGGCGCGACGGCUGCUGGGACCGCGGCGGCGCGGCGCCCUGGACGUGCGCUGCAUGGCGGAGCGGUGCCGGGGGGCCCGCGGCGAGCGGGGCGGCAGCGUCCUCAGCGACCUGCGCAAGGCGCUGGAGGUGAUGGAGCUGCUGUGCGUCAACCUGCUGCUCUCCCCGUGGCGGAAAGAGAUCAGGUCGCUGAAGACAUUCACCGGUAAUUUUGUCUACUAUAUUCAAUCUGUGCUCCCAGAUGACAUUGUAAAAACAGUACUGGAGAAAAUAGGUUACAUUGCAACAACAGCAACAGAGUUUUCACUUGUCAAAAAGAGAAACAAUGAAGAAACGAAGCAGACUGCAUUUGAAAUAUUCCUGGCAAGAAUUGAGUGUGAAACCAUCCUCGAAAUGACAAAUGAAGAAAAACAUGGCAAUUUGGAAGAGACCUUACAGAAGAGAACACAAAUGCACCAGCAUCAUGGAAAUAAAGACAAAGAAGAUCAUACACCCCAGAGAGAAGACACUGAAAAUCUAGAAGAUAAAGCAAACGAUGAGACAUCUUUGUGCCUUGCUACUCAACAAAAAUCUUCAUCUGCUAGUGAUACAUCCUUUGAAGGUGCUGGGGAUCUGAAGAUCAAAGAUGGUGUGCUUCGGUUAGCAGUUGCUCAAUCCACUAACAGGCUUCAGGAACACCAAAGACAAAUAAUUAACACUGUACAUUUGCCAGGCAAAUGCUCUGACACUGAGGACUUCUUUAUCAAAUAUAGUGACAUUGUGAUAAGACAAACACCUGUUUUCAGUGAGAAUCUUUCUCCAAAAGCUUUUGAAAAAAAGCCAAGAGCCAGUCUAAGUGAAGAAUGUGUUUUGGCAGUCACUGCAGAGUCAACUGCAAAUGAGAUCAGGCCUGUGCCACUCUCACCAGGAGCAAGUGGUCCACCAGCCUUUGCAAUAUUUGCUGACAGCUCUUGUGACAGUAGAACCACUUCGGAGUACCAAGCCGAAGAAGUCCCUGAAGGAUCAAUUGAAGCAGAAAUUAACGAUGCCAUAAAUUGCAUAGACCCAGACCCUGCAGAUGAACCCAGUGAGCUGAAGUCUCUGCCAUACAAGGACAUUGCAUCUGUCAAAAACUGCAAUGUCCCUAGGGAAGAGGAAAUUUGUGAUCUGUCCUUAACCUUCACAAAACUGCAAAUCAAGGACACUCAGAAAGACCUUAUGUAUCCAGUAGAGGAAACUGGACAACCUGAGUCAGUAUCAUAUGCAAGUACAAGUGACAGGCAUGUAAGAGAAUUUAAUCACUCCAGAAUAAACCGUACAUUUCUGACUAAUGCUCACAUUCAAAGCAGAGCAGCUGCACAUACAGAGGUAUCUUCAGAUCUAUGCUGUUCUACUGGGAAUGUGGAGGAUUCCACUACUGGUUCUGAUAGCAAAAGACUAUUAAUGGAUACUGCUAAUGCACAUACAGCUUCUGCCUGUUUCAGACACAUUAGAGAGCCUCCUAACCUCACCUACAUUCCACCACAAAGUAUUGAUGUUCGGUCUUCACUCAUAGGAAGGACCAGCACAGAGGGCAGAGGGAGCCUCUUGCAGCCUGAAUGUGACUCUCCCAAAUCCAGUGAAGUAAAGCUGGAGAACUGUAAUUCAAAAGUAAAUGAAAUCCAGGAGCCUUAUGUCAUUAUUGACAAAACUGACCAAGGAAUGUUAUGCCAUCACACUUGAGUCUACCAGUACUUCUAUUUGUAAUCUGCCUGGGUUUUUUCCUCUCACUUGUGGCUUUGAUGAUGUUUUCAAGGAGGUAAUUAGCUUUGUGAAAACAGUUUUACAGACCUAUUUCUGAAGUAUUCUUCAAGUAUAGCACGCUGUACAAUGAUAGAAAUAGAAACAGCUGUUUCUAAGUUGCAAGACCCACUUUAUAGCUUUACAAAUGCUGUACUGGAGUGCACUUCUGUUAACUCAUUACACUCCCGUGAAGCUGUGCUCUGAGCUGAUUAUACUCCUGUUUUCAGUUGAAAAUAAGUUCAUAAAGUUUUACAACAUUCCUUUAGGUUUAACAAAGGAAACAGCCUUGUGAACCCUUCCAGUUUUCUAGAGGCAGUAACCUGUUUUGCAGGUUUACACCUGUCUCCACUCGCUACCAGAAUUUUUCGUGGCUACCACAAAUGUCAGAAGCACUGCUCAUCAUAGUUCACUGCUGCUGGGAGAUCCAGCUACUGCUGCCACUUUGUUCUGCACCAGCUCUGGAUUUUAUUUCUAACUGGACUUUUCUGUGAGCCAGUUCAUUUUGUUUAAAUGAAGGGGGAAAACUGCCAUUCUCGUGGCAGGAAAAAAAUUAGAUCAGAGAAGGGUCCCAGUGAGUAUUAGCGCUGGAAUAAGGGCUAUUCUUAGGUGGGAGUGCUGUGUGAAAAGCAUUGUGCUGAAAAGGAAAGGGAGCCAGGAGUAUUAGAUCAGCUGUAAGCUGGAGUCCCAGCACUAAGAACCUCUGUCAUACACCACAUUUAAUUAAGUUCAGAAAGGCACACAGUCCCUGGUACUGUAUUUCUGCAGAGUCUUCAAUGUGUGUUUAUACACUUGCUACCUAGAAGACAGUUGAAUACUGCUUGAAGUAACUUCCAGUAGCACAUCAAAGUUUUGUUUCAUGUAUAAAGUAAUUAGCUGAAAUUGUUUAUAGUUGACUGUCAUCCCCCAGAAAUUCAAAGAGGAGCACAUGUUUUACAUUAGAAAAACCUCAAGAGUGAAAAAGUAAAGCUCUGUUUUUUGAACAACUAAUUGUUGAGGUCCCCUCACCACUGGAUUCCAGCAGUGGAGGAGGAAUUAAAUUUUGAUCAAAGUAACAUCAAGUGACAGGGCUGCCUUCAGCUUUGGGUAGGGUUGGGAGAAAACAGGUAUUAACACAGACAUACAAAUUAAUACUUCUGUUCUAGGUCUGGCUAGGAUUCAGAUAGCUUUCUUCACAGCAGCCCCUGGCGUGGUGUGUUCAGAAUUCAUGGCUAAACUGUUGAUAAUUCGCCAGUGUUUUGGCUAUUGCUGAGGAGUGCUUGCAGUGUCACAGCCUUCUCUUCUAACUACACCCUGUGAUGAGUAACUGGGAAGGGGACCCAGCUGAGCUGAACUGGCCAAACGGAUAUGCCAUACCAUGUAACAUCAUGCUUGGCAAUAAAACUGGGGUGACAGAAGAAGGUGGGGGUUUUGUCUACCAAGGUGGCCAUUGCUCAGAGACUGGCAAGGCACUAGUCUACUUGUGGGAGGUGGCAAGUUACUGCCAUUGCAUCACUUGGGUUCCCCACCCCUUUCGUUUGGUUCUUAAACCUCUGUCUCAACCAAAAAGCUCUUGCUUUUGCUCUUCCCCUGUUGUUGGAGAAGGGGGGAGCAAGCAGCCUCCUAGCUCUUCUUUCAAGAACUUAUCCUUUCCAUUUUGGUUUUAUAAAGCUGUGUUUUCUCCCUGUGGGGGUGAUUAUGUGUUUUAAUUGAGUGUCUAUCUUCAUAGGAAGAGCUACUAUGCACUUAAGUCUUCUGGAUAUUUUUAUGUGAGUUUGUUAUUCACAGAAUCACAGAAUGGUUUAGGUUGAAACAGACUAAGAUCACCUAGUUCCAACCCCAUGCCAUGAGCAGGGAUGCCUCACACACUCAAGCAAGCCCUUUCCAGCCUGGCCUUGAACACAGGGAUAGGGCAGCCACAGCUUCUCUGGGCAACCUGUUCCAGUGCCUUACUGUCCUGACAGUUAAAGAAUUUUUUCCUUGCUGCUAGAACACCUUCGCUUUCUUGUACAAAUGGUAGAAUUUUAAGGUCUUGUACUAGAAACUACUGUUGCAUUUGCAACUGAUUUAGUUAAAGCUGAAGAGUGAAAAGAAGGGAUCUGAAAACCAGCUGAAACAAAAGAUAAGUCAUAUUUAAUAGGCAGCAGUCCUUUGUGCAGCUGCUUCCACAUGAGUAAGGUAGGUUUAAAAAUCCUAGUUGUAAAUACAGUCAGACCUGAGAAGAGGGACAGGUAAAAGGGUAAAAUAAGAUUUCUGACCAGCCAGUGCCCUCCUGCCCCUGUUGGUAGUAACCACUGCACCUCUCCUUGGCUAGUAAGUGAAGUAAGAGUAACCACUUAGGCAGGGCAGUGCUAGCAGCCAGCAAGAGGGCUGCCUGGGGCCCUUUCUAAAGAAACGUGGUUUGUGUUUCUCAAAUAUGCAUCUAUCCUCUGCUGAGCUGUCAACUUCAGUUGUGCUACAGCUGGUUCUGAUUGUCUGAGCUGAAUGGGGAUUUACUGACUGAUUGGAUGUCUUUCCAUCACAGAGACUCUAGGCCAAUUCUGUUCCAAAUGUGUAUGCUACACACAACCACUCUGAAUGGCUCAGAUCUCCCAACAAGCAUUGGAUUAGAAUAAUUCUCUUUCAGUGAGUGUAGAUACAGAGCUCAGGCAGCAGACCUGGUAGCUGGGUUAUAGUCACACCCUCUCCCUUCUGGAUCUCUUGCAAUAGUCAUUUUUCUUCCCCUUAACAUUUAUAUCACACAGAGACACUCACCUGUCUGGACUUCGCCUUAGGGUGCUCAAGGAGCAAAGCUUUGUUUUAGAACAAACUUUGUUGUUUUUAAGCCAAGAAUGAAAAACAAAUUUCAGUGUUAGGACAGAAUAGGAAAAGAAAAAACAAACCCAAGAUGGAAAAAGACUUAAGACUGUAUUUCUCUUUAGUAAUGCCAAUCAAUUAGUAGGAAUUAGUGUACCAACUGCUAGGUUUUGCUCUAAAACUAAACUUUUCAUCUUCAAAAAGGCCUGUAACUUUCAGCCCCCUCAAAUGCUGGGGGGUGGAAAAAACACCACCAUAAUUUGACCCAACUUCAUCCUGCUUUAGAAAUACACAAUGUUUACUUAAACCUCCACAUAUUACAAGAAGGAUUGGAUUCUCCAAGUCAUGAAACAGGAUGGUAACUUGCUAGGACAGCCAUUUUCAGGAGAGUAAUGACAGCUUAGGUCUGAGUCUUCAGAACAACUGACAUCAGAAUACCCAGCACUUCUUUCUGCAGGAUGAGGUGCACUGAAGAGAGAUGCUGGAUUGUUCCCUGGUAUUGGCAGUAGUCUGUGUGGUAAUUACACUGGUGAAAGCAAUUUUCAAGGUUUCUCACAGCUUGUAGUUUUGGACAGUCAGUUCUGAAAAGUUUAAUCAAACAACGAAGAUCUCCUGAGCCUGCUUCUUGUGCUGGAAGAAAGGACACGAAAGGCCAGGCUAAGACAGUGCAAAUAUUAAAUACUAUUAUUUUUGCCAGUCUGUCUUACUUGAAAUCAGUUUAUAUACUGCUCCCAGAUGUUACUCAUCUAAGACACCCUGACCAGGACAAAGUCUGGAGAAAACAUCAUCUCUUCAGACUAAAGUAUGUAAUAAAGAAAAGGCAAUACAGGAGGAGAUAACCACUCUUCAUACUUUGCAGUUUAGAUGUGGAACUCAUUGUGACAAAAGUAAUUAAACCCCGUAAUUUUUACUCAAGUAUUCUGACAAUAUACCCUAGAAUAGCCAAAAUGCAUGCAAAGCCAGCUAUGUGUGGCUCAGUCCACAAGUAUAGGCUGUAUCCAGACUACAGAGUAAAUUUUAAAAGGCAAGAGCAGUAUCAGGUUGUUUAUAUUCUAUGAUCCAUUCCAGUGGUAAUGAAGAUCAGUCUGUCUACAGAAAGGAGUACUUUGCAACAUGCUACCUCAUCACUGCUUCUUAGUUACAAAAGAAACAAAAUACUUACCAGACUAAUGCGGAUUACCCUUCUUCCCCUCUUGUCAUCAACUGAGAGAUUUCAAGGCAGAAAAGCAAAUAAAUUCCAGAUUCCAGGCUUUAAACAGUUA